AUGUUUAUUUUAGCCUGUGCUGUUAAUCACGUUUGUUAACAUAAUGAUUACACAGCCAUAAAACACGCUAACGAAAUUAGCCUAAAAAACUGCAAGGUUACGUUUAAUUCACAUUUCGAUAAGUUAUUUCCAGAGGUGAACUUGGAACAUGUCCGGGUCUUUGAGUUCAUUUGCAAAGGGAUGUUGCGGCGUCCCAAGCCAACGGACUCGGAGGCAGACCUGUUGAGGGAGCAGGAGCAGUUCCUGGUCUCCGGUGCUCCAUCUGCUGCCAGCGUGGUCCGCAGACCCGACAAGAGGAGAGGAGAUGAAGGAGGUGAUCCGAACGGAGAGAAGGAAAGGAGUCAGAGGGAUGUGGUCACUAUAGAAGAUCUUCCGGACCAACUUCCAUCUCUGACACCAGCCCCUCCCAAGAAGUCUCGCUUUAAAACCAGCCGCGUCACCUUCGAAGAUGAGGAUGCUGAGGAGAGGCUGGACAGACACGACACACACAUCAGCGCCGUUCUCUCCAGGAUUGUGGAGAGAGAUACCAGCUCUGCUCCUGUGUCUCUACCAGCAGUUACAGGCAUGGCGUUCCCCAAAGUGUUUCACCGAUCAGAAACAAGCAAUCAGGUGCCUCUGUCUUUAAAUGGUGGAAGGAAGAGCAUCUUUGCCCAUCAGAUUGCUGCUCAGAGACUCAAGGAGAGCAAGAAAACUUUCUUCUUUUCAUAUGAAGCCGCUCAGACGCCAGAGUCCAGAGAAAAGAACCUGGCUUCUGAGACCAGUAUGGAUACAGAUCAAUGUGAUGCUGCAGAUUUCGUGGAAAUGCCAACUGUCUGCCCCAGGUUGGUCUCUGGUCAGGGGCUCUCAGGCCCAGGUAGCUCAGGCGAGACCCUGAGAAUUCACGAGGAGAACCAGGCCAAACUUCAUGCAAUGUCUGAGUCUGAGAUAUUAGAGGAGCAGAAGAAACUGUUAUCGCAACUAGACCCAGGACUAGUGGAGUUUGUUCGUUCUCGCAAAGCCCUGUCCCCUGCCUCUGCAUCCAAACAGCCUGAGGGUGGACUUCCUCUUGAAAAUGUGAGCAGAGUGUCAGACUCUUCCAGUGCUGCGGUACUGUUUCAGAAGCCCGAAGAUGUCGAGAUGGAAGCAGAGGAGGAGGAGGAACUGCCACCCCCACCUGCUGUGACGGAGGACGACCUGCCAGUGAAACCUCAGAAGAAAUGGGUUCACAUGGACAAACUGGAGCCAGAGAAGCUAGAGUGGAUGAGAGACUUGCCUGUACCCAGAAAGAAAGGAACCAAGAAGGCAAUGCAGGCUCGUUUUGAUUUUGCUGGUACCUUGAUCCCACCGGCCAAAGAUUUGCCCACCCAUCUAGGUCUGCACCACCACGGAGAGGAGCCUGAGCGGGCAGGUUAUUCUCUCCAGGAGCUUUUUCUCUUGUCUCGGAGUCAGGUCAUUCAGCAGAGGAGUCUGGCCCUCAGCACUCUCGCCAACAUCCUCUCAAAGGCACGUGCUGGAGAGUACCUGUCACUUCUAAAAGGGAGUGUGAUGUCGACUCUGCUCGACGCUGGCUUGCUCUUCCUGCUCCGCUUUGCACUGGACGACAGUGUGGAGGGAGUGAUGUCUGCAGCUGUACAUGCACUAAAAGCACUUUUAGUGUUUUCAGAAGACGAAGAAUGUCUGGACUGCACUUUCUCCUGGUUUCGUGGAUUUUCCACCUUCCCUCUGCUGCCGUCUACUCAGGAGGAGGAAGAUGAGGAAGAUGAAGGGCUGGAUGAAAGUAUGAGGGAGACAGACAAAGAGAAGGAGGAACGGAAGAGUGAUCACGAUGUAGCCACACAGGAUGUUGUCAAGGGUUUGUUAAAGAUGAAGCUGCUCCCCAGGUUGCGUUACAUCCUGGAGGUAGUCCGACCAUCACCUCGUGUGGUCCAGGAUGCUCUAGAGGUCCUCACUCGCAUCGCAAGGCACUCUUCCUGGUCUGCCAGCCAGGUGCUGGACUGUCCCCGGCUGAUGGAAACUGUGACGUCUAACUUCCUUCCCACUUCCUGGCCAGCAGCAUCGACACCUCAUCCUCAGUCUGUUUUUGGACUCCCUCUGGCCAGCGCCAUGAAGCUCUUAAGGGUAGUGGCAAGCUCUGGCAGACAUGCCUGUGCCAGACUGUUAAACUCUCUAGGCGUCGGUGAGCGUUUGUCUUGUCUGCUGAGUGCUGAUCCCAGUGAGCUGCUGCUUGAGCCAGCUGAGGCCUUCAGCAUCUCCACAGAGGCUUAUAGGUUAUGGGCUGUAGCGGCUGCUUACGGACAGGCCUGCCAGUUAUUCCUAGAGCUGUAUCCAGCCUUAGUGAAGACGCUGCAGUCUGUUCACCAAGCACUGGACCCUUCAGAUCCUCUGCUGCCGCUGCGGCUCCAGCGGAUUUUGGCCCUGCUUUGUCUGCUCACACAGGUUACCCACACCGCUGGAUGCCACCAGGAGCUACAAGCUGGCAUGGUCAGCUCUCAGGGAGAAGAGUGCCUCCCUCCUCCGCUGGUGUCAUGGAGCCAAGUCACAGGGCUGCAGACACCUUUGCUGGGGCAUUUGAAGGGGUUUUUAAAGAGUCUUGAUAUUUCAAAUCAGAAGGAGAGCAGUCUGACUCUGAUACCAGCUUACCUGAUCUACCUACAAGCAUACUAUCAGCAACUCCCCAAACAGAGCUGUUUCAAGCCAGUGGAGGCUCUACAAGAACUGGAGCAGCUGGCGUCUGAUGUUCUCCUCCCUCUGAUGUCUCACAGUGCUGUUCAAGGCCUGAUACAGAACAUCACGUCCUCGUCGCUAGUUUGUAACACCCAGUCCAGCCGUCUGGACCCAGACACCACCCUUAGCCUCCCUGGUUUGGCAUGCUCAGGCUGGAGGGAUCGUCCUGGGCCUGUUGUUCCCAGCUCCCCUUUCCCUCUACUUACAGGAUUGGGGCUUCUUUUGGAAACAAUCACAAGCAUCCACAAAGGCCUCAGCUCCAAGUUCUCAGGUCUCCUCCUGUCAGAGUCGGUCAUUAGUUACCUGCGUGGGUGCAGUCAAGCUACACCCACACUGUCCCACACCAGAGCCUGGCUCCUUCGUCACGAACACCAUCUCCUCUACCUGUUGCUCCGGCUGUCUCACAGACUGGUUCCCAUUGAUCCAGAAGUGGCGAAGCAUGCUGCACUGUACCACCAGGUGGCGCUGGUAGUUCUUCCAUGGUUAUUACCUGGCAGUGAAUACCUGGCACAUGAACUGCUCUCCACCAUCAUUUUUAACAAAGACUUUAUAGUAGAGGGCCACAGCGGAGGACCUGAGGCCUUGGAGCUGGAGGAGCUGAAGCUGCACGAGGAAGCGCAGCGCCCCCCGUUUCCCUCUCUCCAGACUGUCGGCACUCUCUUGAGAGAAGCCUGCGUCCAGCUGCCGUCCAUCAGGGGGUGCUUCCUUACUCACCUGGCCCAUCUGGAAUCGGCCGUGCUGGUGUCACGGGAAGCUUUCCUUGGCCGCAACCCUUGGAUUGGGUCCCAUCUCUUCCCGGAGCUCAGUGGCCCCACUCUACCGUCUGAUUGGCCUUUCCUUCCGCUUGUCAGCUUGUAUGAACGUACAGCAGUGUCCGGGGGCGGAGGGUUAGCAGUGGGUGAGCUGCCUCCAGGAGCCCUGCAGGCUGUGAUCCACUGUCUACAGUGGCUGCUGCUGCUUGAGAUCUGGAGGGAAAAUGCUCUAAAGAUGAUGCCUCCUGUCGCCAAACUCGCCCGACUGUCCUGCAUGUUCCUGUGUUCCAGCGAUUUAUUCCUGGAGACCCCCGUUCAAAAACUGACCUGGGGUCUGUUUAGACUGCUGACGAGGCGAACCAGGCUGGACUCUCUGGACCUGAAUGUUCCUCCCCCAGGUUUAGCCUCCUUCCAGGACUUGUACUCAGCCCUUUUAGCCCAGUAUGAAGCUGUGUCGUUUGGAGACCGGCUGUUUGGCUGCUGGAUCCUGUUGCCUCUGCAGAGGAGGUACAGUGUUGCCAUGAGGCUGGCUGUCUUUGGAGAACACGUUGGGAUGCUGAGGUCACUGGGGGUCUCUCUGGAGCAGUUGUGCGUCCCUGUUGAGCGGUUCACCUCUCCCCCCGAGGACUCCCUCCCUCUUCUUCGCCUCUACUUCCGCUCUCUGGUAAUAGGGACCCUGAAGCGCUGCUGGUGUCCGGUGCUCUAUGUGGUUGCCUUGUCUCACAUCAACUCCUUCAUCUUCUCCCAGGACGCUGCAGCUCAGGAGGUUGAAGCAGCUCGGCACAGUAUGCUGAGGAAAAUCUACUACCUGACUGAUGAGGUCCUGAGGAACCAUCUGCUGCUCUUCCGUCUGCCACGUCAGCACUCAGAGUUUGGCUUCGAUAUGUACGAGCAGUUGCCUCCCAUUAGAGCAAAGCGCCUGGCAUGCGUCCUGGGACAGCGAGACGGCGGCGGUGAUAAAGGAGACUGACGGAAGCUUGAAGUGAGACUAAAACCAAACCGAAGAGAUGAGCGUGAGUACAUGCAGGGGAGGGACGUUCGCAGUAGGAGACAAUGAGAGACAUUGAUUUUAACUGCUUCAGGUGUCUCAUCAAAGAGCUGUGGAACAGGAGCCAGCACAGCCAUAAAGCCCCAUUUGAAGGAACGCAAACGUGAGGUCGACGCGCCCUGAAUGAAUUAUUCCUCACUAAUGGAGGAACGUUAGUAGAAAUGAUUUGGAAUCUGUCUGGACUACAAUGCGGCCAAAGGGUAAAUACAGAUACUACAAAUUAAGGGCAGAUGCUCAUACACCCGUCCAAAGGCCUGACUUUAUUUUACGCCUGAGAAAUGGCGCGGGACGAUUCUUGGCAUCUCGGUAAAGACCAACGUCUGCUUUACAAGUGCCUGAAAAUAGUUUUCUGUGAAUAAAAUCCAAGUACCUGAGGCUCAA
Molecule: messenger RNA, 4884 nt
Organism: Betta splendens (Siamese fighting fish)
Lineage: Eukaryota; Metazoa; Chordata; Actinopteri; Anabantiformes; Osphronemidae
Gene: rpap1
Product: RNA polymerase II associated protein 1
Exons: 27
Coding region: 181-4425 (1414 amino acids)
Biological process (GO): transcription by RNA polymerase II
Cellular component (GO): nucleus
Source: RefSeq, a predicted model, not a curated record